Arabidopsis arenosa is the source of this 493-nucleotide messenger RNA. Lineage: Eukaryota; Viridiplantae; Streptophyta; Magnoliopsida; Brassicales; Brassicaceae. The record is from the annotation of a GenBank genome assembly.
GGAGAUCGUCAUCUCUCCGAAGAACUCAGAGAAAUUGCUACCGAUCUUCGCUCGAAGAACACCGUUCCGUACAGAGUGCUCCGCGCUCUAUGGACCGGAUCCGAUCCAUCGACCAGACCGGAUUGUUGGGACUUUGCUCCGGCUCCGAUUUCGUCUUCACCAGUCCCAAACCCAGAGAAAAGACCGAAGAACUGAAAUUGAGAUUGCUAAAGCUCAGAGAAAUAGCAGAGAGGAAGGAAUAUGCUGAACUUGUUAAAGAUAUAACACCCAAGAAACAAGUCGAAGAGCCGUUGUCGUCCGUACCAAAGACCAGCUCGGUUUCGAGUGCUGCUGGUGGGAUUAUUGGAUAGUUUUGGCGAUGCUUGUGGAAACACCUUCUGUUUAUAAUCAAAACUUCUAAAGAUGAUCAGAUUCAGAGCUCUAAUCGUUCACUCAGAGCUCUGCAUCGUUCACUCCCACUACUAAGAAGAAUCAAUAGAACUUGGUUUGCAUU